This is a messenger RNA of Theobroma cacao (cacao), 1407 nucleotides long. It is a transcript of the gene NAC020, whose product is annotated as NAC domain containing protein 20. Gene Ontology annotation, molecular function: DNA binding. Gene Ontology annotation, biological process: regulation of DNA-templated transcription. NCBI's taxonomy places the organism in Eukaryota, Viridiplantae, Streptophyta, Magnoliopsida, Malvales, Malvaceae. The record is from RefSeq and is a predicted model, not a curated record.
AUUGAUUCUAAUAGUGGCCUAUAUAGUUCAACAUCGUACAAGCCUAGUUAGCAUGUUCUGUUGUAUCACAUUCUAAAUCUGCCCAGUUUCUUUUUCUGUCUCUUCUCUUUCUCUCUCUCUCUCUCUCUCUCUCUAAACACUGCCAUGGCUCCUAUGAGUCUCCCUCCUGGAUUCAGGUUUCAUCCAACUGAUGAAGAACUUGUUGCUUACUAUCUAGAUAGGAAAAUCAGCGGUCGCACGAUUGAGCUUGAAAUUAUCCCAGAGGUUGAUCUGUACAAGUGUGAGCCUUGGGAUUUACCAGAUAAGUCAUUCUUACCAAGCAAAGACAUGGAGUGGUACUUCUACAGCCCAAGGGACAAGAAGUACCCGAAUGGAUCAAGAACUAACAGGGCAACACGUGCCGGAUACUGGAAAGCCACGGGCAAGGAUAGGGCAGUACACUCUCAGAAGAGGGCAGUUGGCAUGAAGAAGACAUUGGUUUAUUACAGAGGUAGGGCUCCUCACGGCAUCAGAACUAACUGGGUAAUGCAUGAGUAUCGCUUGGUCGAAUCAUCUUCCGCCACUGCUCCUGCAUCAAGUUUAAAGGACUCUUACGCUUUGUGUCGCAUCUUCAAGAAAACCAUACAAAUUCCUAAUAAAACAAAGGAAGCCGUUGAGAACAAUAUUAACGCAGAGAAGGAAGUGGGUUGGGUGUCAGAUGAACAAUUAUUUGGUGAUGAUGCAAGUGGAACUGAAAUUUCAAGAGGGAGAGAUGCUGAAGAUGAGAAUUUCAAUACUUCUUCAUCCGAUGUCACUCAAGGAACACCCAAUGAAACUGGCAUGCCAGAUGAUUAUCACCAAGCUCCAUUCACCUCGGAUGAAGCAAACAGUUCGGCUAAUAUGUGUUCACUUCCCGCGGAUUUCUCGUCCAACCUAUUUCAGGAAAUGCAGAUGCCAGGCUACACAAGUCUUCACUAUCAAGUUCCAUAUCCGCCAUUAGAGUUAGAAGACUUUCCACAGAUAGAUAUAUCCGAGACAAAGCCAGAGAUAAUUGAUGAAUACAUGAUUUAUGACAAGUAUAGGGGCUGCAUGAACGGCUCGUUAGAAGAGAUUUUCUCUCUUUGCUCCUCUCAGGACAAUUCCAUGCCCCUCUCAAUGCAAGAUUGAACACACUAACAAACAUCACUUUAACAACAUUACAUUUAUUUCUCUCUUUUACUUUUAUUGUAAUACUACAAUUUUUUUUUUUCAUUUUUAACACAAAGGUAGAAGGUCGUGUUGGGGCAAAUAACCAAAAUUAGAGGAUUAUUUUGCCUAGCACAAGAUGAUAAGGCUACAUAUUCUUGCUUUUCCUUUUUUACCAUUUUUCAUAUUGUGGUUAAAAAGCUAUGGGUCAAUUUUGAAAGGGAAAUGGAUAAAUCAUUUUAU